AUGGAGCACGCUUACUGCUUACUUAUACUGCCUAAAAACUGGCACAUAACCUUAACAUAUAAAAGGAUUACGAUUCAACGUUUGAGGAACAAUCCUACACAAAGUGAGAACCUAGCGGCUACUCAGGCAUCUAUCGCGCAAUCUAGUUUCCAAAUAUCGGCGAGAACUAUUAUUUCAAUUCAUGACCAUGAUGAUAGUGUCGGAGGAAACUUCAAUGCUCAUGUUCAACGUGCCCACCUCGCAGCUGGAAAUGUGAAUUUCAUCGCCGUUGACUGGAGUAUCGGCGCAUCUACCGCAUACACGUUUUCUCUUAGCAACACCCCUCAAGUUGGCACUGUUGUUGCUCAGUUCGUAAAUAUUCUAGUAAAUAACUUUGGGUAUGAUGUUAAUAAUGUAAAAAUUGUUGGUGUUGGCUUAGGCGCUCAUGCUGCUGGUAUUGCUGCCCGAACAAUCAAUGGAAAUGUGCCUCAUAUUGUUGCUCUUGACCCAGCUCUUCUCGGUUGGACUCAUCACCCCGAAAAAUUGAAUGCUUCUGAUGCUGGUGUUGUUGAAGUCCUCCAUACUAGCGCCGGUCAUUAUGGUUAUGACUUACCCCUUGGCGACAUCGAUUUUUACGCUAACGGAGAACUCCAACCUUAUUGUGGAGCAGAUGUUGAAUGCUCUCAUGAACUGUCUUUCAUUUACUAUGCUGAAUCGAUAAAUGCCGAAUCAGGCAAUGGGCCACAAUUUGUCGGAACUUCUUGCGAUAGUUAUGAGAACGCCCUUCAAGCAAGAUGUACCGGUGCACGUGAUGCAUCGUUUGGUGGUUCUGCUUCCAAGGAUGGUGUCAGUGGUGUUUACUGGUUCGCUACUAAUAAUGCACCACCUUUCGCCAGGGGCUGAGAUAUGAGAGAGAAGGCUUUGUUCUUACAGAAUUACUUUUAAUCACAUGGAAAUCUUAGUGUAACAGUCUUAAUAAAAAAGAAAUAAACUAAAUAAUAUCUUCAAAA
Melitaea cinxia (Glanville fritillary) is the source of this 989-nucleotide messenger RNA. RefSeq names its product pancreatic triacylglycerol lipase-like. The transcript is spliced from 5 exons. Gene Ontology annotation, molecular function: lipase activity. The record is from RefSeq and is a predicted model, not a curated record. NCBI's taxonomy places the organism in Eukaryota, Metazoa, Arthropoda, Insecta, Lepidoptera, Nymphalidae. The coding region runs from base 1 to 882 and encodes 293 amino acids.